Pelobates fuscus (common spadefoot toad) is the source of this 2485-nucleotide messenger RNA. It is a transcript of the gene TNIP1, whose product is annotated as TNFAIP3 interacting protein 1. Gene Ontology annotation, biological process: negative regulation of ERK1 and ERK2 cascade; cellular response to lipopolysaccharide; negative regulation of canonical NF-kappaB signal transduction. The record is from RefSeq and is a predicted model, not a curated record. NCBI's taxonomy places the organism in Eukaryota, Metazoa, Chordata, Amphibia, Anura, Pelobatidae. Gene Ontology annotation, molecular function: mitogen-activated protein kinase binding. The transcript is spliced from 18 exons. The coding region runs from base 170 to 2041 and encodes 623 amino acids.
AAUAGAGGUUAUGGUAGGCUGUAACUUCCCUACUGCUGCUACUGCUUUGCGUUUACAUUGUUUUUUUUAAAGUAUUUUGUAACCCAGAGGGAAAGAAUCAAGAAGAAAACAAGAAAAGGGGUAGACAAGCAUGGUAAGAUUGGAGCUCAGUUGUAAAUGUAUGUGACUCAUGGAAGGAAAAGGACCCUACAGAAUUUAUGAUCCAGGUGGGAACAGCACUAAUCCACCAAAGCAUCCAGCCUUUAAAGUGUUUCCAAAGGACAACGCAGCAUUAAUGGGAAGCAUGGAAGAUAUUAGAAGCUUGGGAGAUCUUUUGGAAGAGUCACAGAAUGAAGUCCACAAGCUCCGUCAGAAAGCAGAGGCUCUAGUCCAGGAGAAUAAUUAUUUGAAGGUUUCUUCACAUCUGGAUCCACACUGUGCUCCUACAGAGCGUGCCACUCAGAGCAGACAGAUUCGAUCUGAGGAGGAACAGUUAGAUGAUUUCUUUGACGUUCAAGUGGAAACCAUGAAACCCGAGGAAACCCUAACUCCACCAAAGGGCAGUAAUAAAACUCCACCCAGUGGAACGUCUUCAGAGUUUGAAAUCUUGAAUGGAUUUGAGAAGAAAACUCUAGAAUGCAGAAAGUCGGACCCAGGGCCCAGCAUGCAGCCUGAAGAUGACACACUGCGAUUUCACCUGCAGCGGCUGGAAAACUCAUUCAGCAUGUUUGCGGAGGAUCCAGAUCGCAACCAGGUUGUUAAACACAUGAGUCGAAUGGCUCUGGAAUUUAACAGACUGGCAAGCAAAGUGCAUAAAAAUGAGCUGCGUACAUCAGUGCUACAGACCCUAUGUGAACAGCUGAGAAAAGAGAAUGAGGACUUGCGUGCAAAGUUGGAGGCCGACUGGAACCAGAGAGCCCAAGCUGAACAGACCUUGAGAUUAGAGAAUCUUGAGAUGAAGAAACUAAUCCUUGAGCGAGGGUCAGCCAGAGGAAAUCAGUCUGCGAGUGCAACAGAUUCCACUUCAGUAGAGAACCAACCCAAAGUAGAAAACGCUGGAAUUCUGCAGGUGUCAAAACCAGCAAGUAAAGACCCACUUGUGGCUCUUUUGAAAAAAGUGAAAGUGUUGGAACAUCAGAGGGCUGAGCUUCUGGAAGUAAAUAAACAGUGGGAUCAGCAGUUCCGCUCUAUGAAAAUCCAGUAUGAGGAGAAGAUUACAUCUCUGCGUCAGAAGCUAUCCAAAAAUAUAAAGGCGGAGAGUGAGCAAGAGGUGGAGAGAGACCGGAAACAACGAGAUUUUGACCGUAAACUACUUCUUGCUAGAGACAAAAUAGAAGAGAAAGAAGCAUUUGCCCAGAAGCUGGAGUCUGAGUUAAGGGAUCUGAAACAGAAGAAUAAGUUUCUCCAUGAUCAGCUGAGUUCCAUUAGCAAGCAACGAGAAUACCAGGAGCGGGAGAUCAGUCGACUAAACAAAGCCCUUGAAGAAGCUCUGAAUUUGCAUGGACCCCCUUCCUUUACAUUGUCUACAGAGGACCUCCCUCCUCGACAGGAACUCUUAAUUCAGAAUGAUAUCCUCAAACAACAGGUUAAAAUCUUUGAAGAAGACUUCCAGAAAGAACGUAGCGAUAGGGAACGAAUGAAUGAGGAAAAAGAAGAAUUGAAAAGACAGCUAGAGCAACUGGAGAAUCAACUGGGACAAGUAACUAGCCAGCUACGUACUUGCCAGGAUGACUUGCGAAAAGCAAAAGAAAGUCCACAUGAACUGCCCAGACAACAGGCAACAUCAGAAAGAUACCUCGUUGAUCCAGUCACUGGCCCAGUCUGUCCUCCGUAUCCCUACAGUCCACCAGGAAUUAUAUACCCAGGGUAUGAUGAUUGGCACAUCCACUAUCCACCUCCCAUCAUUUCUUCCGAUCACAGUCAGCUACAAGAUGUGCCAAAUGUUCCUCCACCAGCAUAUCAGUGGAGAGCCCCGAACAUCCUUGCCAGGUCCCAACAUCACAAAGGAUCUAAAAAGAAGGAAACCGAUGUCCCUGCUGGUGCAUCUCAGAGGCCUACCUGAGCGGAUGCAAUGCCAGGCAGAUGCUUUUUUGGCAGUUUCUGUUCAUGUGCAGCUGGGAUAAUAUUUAUGAAAGACAUCUGUGUACCUUAAUUGUGAGAACAAUGGGUCAGAACUUCUUCCAACCUGGCUGUUUUAGUCUAGUCAGAGAAGUAGUUUGUAAUAUGGGCCUGAAAGGGAAGUGUUUUUUUUUCCCCAAACACAAUGAAAUCUGGAAUGUGUACACAACAGUGGUAUUUAUAUGUUUUGUAUGUUUCUGUUGUAAGGAAAGAUAAACUCUUGGUUUUAUUUAAUACAUCACUUGUAUGGAAGUGGCAAGUCCAAUGCAGAAUCUUCCAGUUUAAAAGCAUUGUUGGGGGCUGUUUCUAAUGUUCUAGGUGAACUAGAAAGAUAACUGUAGUUCAAUUUUGCAUACAUGGCAUGGAAGACUAAAAUGCGUAUAUAUGU